GAAAGAACAACCCACUUCCGGUAGAGAGAGAGCAAGAGAAAACAGUGGUCGAGUGAGAACUGACUGAGAAGGUGGCCCGCCUGAAAGGUGAAGGUUUGUUUGCAGCCAGUUAUUCAAAACGCUCAAACUGCUGAACGGUCGCAGACACAAAGCAGUAUUGAUAUAAAACACUGAAACAUGGUGAAGAUCACAUUCCAGCCUGUCGCGGGGCAGAAAGAGGAGAAAGACAACGAUGGCGGCAAGGGCGAAAUCCUCAUUCCCCAUCCGAUGGAGGAGGAGGAUGAGCUUGUACUGCCAUUGCGUCCCCAGAAGUCACCUCUCAACGGGCUAUGCUGCCUGACAUUUGGCCUUGUUGUCUUCAUGGCAGGUCUGGUCCUCGCCUCCAUCUAUGUGUACCGCUACUACUUCAUACCUCAUGCCCCAGAGGAGAACAUGUUCCAUUGCAAGGUAGUUUACGAGGACUCUAUGUACGCACCGCUGCGUGGGCGACAAGAGCUGGCGGAAAACGUAGGCAUCUACUUGGCUGAUAACUAUGAGAAGAUCACUGUGCCUGUGCCUCAUUUCGGAGGAAGCGAUCCUGCUGACAUAAUCCACGAUUUCCACAGAGGAUUGACCGCUUACCAUGAUAUUGCUUUGGACAAGUGCUACGUAAUUGAGCUAAACACCACCAUUGUGAUGCCUCCGCGCAACCUUUGGGAGCUGCUCAUCAACGUUAAGAAAGGAACGUACCUGCCUCAGACCUACAUAAUCCAUGAAGAGAUGGUGGUAACCGGGAAAGUGCAUAACAUGCGUCAGCUGGGACCAUUCAUCUACCGCCUUUGCAACGGAAAGGACACGUACCGCUUGAACCGCCGUGUCUCCCGCAGACGGAUCACCAAGCGAGAGGCGAAAGACUGCCACCGUAUUCGCCACUUUGAGAAUACAUUCGUGGUGGAGACUGUUAUCUGUGAUGAAAUGUGAGCAGGAUGGUCACAGGUGUUAUGCCAACCAACCUUAGGCACAUCCCAGUCACCUCCCCAGCUACUGUAGCACCCUGUGGAUUUGAUCAUGUUGCACUUUACCCUUCAUUUAAAGUCAUAUCUCCUUUUCCAUCUCCUGCUUUUUUUCCCCACUUGCAAUUAUCUGUCCCAAUGAUGCAAUAAGCUGUAGGUUCUCUCACAGGAUUUCAAUGUAGCCAAGCCAUUUGGCCUCUGCCCUUCGAGAGUUCUACAAUGGUUACUGUUGUUAGGAGAGAUGACUGUCUCCUUGUGUUGUCAAAGUGACCUUUUUUCUCCUCCUACUCUGGAGCCAUCUUAUCUGCGUAUUGAGCGGUACAAAAUGUGAAAUUCUUUAAUCAUCAUGACACUUCUCGAUCUCUAUACUCAAAACUACUGAUGACUAGUUGCUAGUUGCUUUUGCUUCUGCUUGUCCCAUCUUUAAUUUGCUAACAAAAAAGAAACUAUCAAACAAAAAUGACAUCGCAGGGCAUUAUUGGGCACGGCCUCACUCUACCCUCGAAGAAAUCAAGAGCCAUAAAUAGGUUGAAUGCCCAUUAUGUGUUUUUAUGUAUUAUAUUGAAAAUAAUACAUUUGUGUAUCAUUAAAAAGUAUGCUGUAUCUGUUUUCCCUUGCAUGUGUUUCAGCUAUUUGAUUAACUCUUUUGUAAUAUGUAUAAGGCCUUAGUCCAGUCUCAAAAACUGGUCUAAUGUUAUUACUAAUAUAACAGAUGGGUGCGUAUGAUUUGAUGUUAGGUCAAUUCUUUUUUCUGUAUAUAUUAUCUGCCUAUGAAAUCUUGUCUGUGAAUAAAGUUUAAAAAGUA
Molecule: messenger RNA, 1797 nt
Organism: Corythoichthys intestinalis (scribbled pipefish)
Lineage: Eukaryota; Metazoa; Chordata; Actinopteri; Syngnathiformes; Syngnathidae
Gene: itm2ca
Product: integral membrane protein 2Ca
Exons: 6
Coding region: 178-960 (260 amino acids)
Biological process (GO): negative regulation of amyloid precursor protein biosynthetic process
Cellular component (GO): Golgi apparatus; extracellular exosome; plasma membrane
Molecular function (GO): amyloid-beta binding
Source: RefSeq, a predicted model, not a curated record